Molecule: messenger RNA, 552 nt
Organism: Pieris macdunnoughi
Lineage: Eukaryota; Metazoa; Arthropoda; Insecta; Lepidoptera; Pieridae
Source: the annotation of a GenBank genome assembly
AUGUCUCUAUCAAGAAACAUUAGAGUAAUAAUCAAUAGAGUGGUUCUAGCAGAUAGAAGAAUAGGCGUACGUUUAUACUCAGAUGAAUCCAAUGAAAAUGAAGAACAAAAACCAAUUGAUCCUACCAAAGACAGAACGAAAAUAAUUCCUGUUGAGAUAAGCAUUAAAUAUUUAGAAAGUAACGCAUUUAAUCAGACAUAUGGUGAUAAACCUGUGUGGUUUUUUUAUCGGAGAAACCAUAAAGGUGGUUUCGCACCAAGAAAGACAAGACAGUCGUGUAUUCGAAAUAAAGUAAUUUCGACUGGUAAUCCUUGUCCAAUUUGCAGAGAUGAAUACCUUGUACUGGAUCCGAGAAAUACAAAAUUAUUGGAACAAUUUAUAUCCGAAUAUACUGGCCAGGUUUUAGAUGCUUUUAAAACUGGACUUUGUCAAAAGAAGCACAAACAACUACUGGUUGCAAUUGAGCAAGCUUGGGAUCAAGGAUAUCUCACCUAUGAUGUGCCAUUUAGGGAAUAUGAUUAUUCAUUAUAUAAAAGUCAAAUAACUUUGUAA